AAUGAGACCGGGGCGGAGCUAAGUCCGUGUGCAAAACAAGACAUGGACGAACGCGGGUCCCCAGACGGGGACCCCGCGCGGGGCCUGGAGCAUGGGCCAGAGGCGCCAGAAACACCUAUCCAGGUGGUGCUCAGGGUGCGCCCCAUGAACACGGCCGAGCUGCGUCGAGGGGAACAAAGUGCGCUACACUGCUCAGGGACCCGGACUGUGCAGGUGAGCCCCCCGGGCGGGGGCCCCGACGUGGCGUUCCGCUUCGGCGCCGUGCUGGACGGGGCGCGCACGCAGGAGGACGUGUUCCGGGCCUGCGGCGUGCGGCGCCUGGGCGAGCUGGCGCUGCGCGGCUUCUCCUGCACCGUCUUCGCCUUUGGCCAGACCGGCUCCGGGAAGACCUACACCCUGACCGGGCCUCCUCCCCAGGGGGAGGGGGUCCCUGUACCCCCAAGUCUGGCUGGCAUCAUGCAGAGGACCUUCACCUGGCUGUUAGACCGUGUGCAGCACCUGGGUGCCCCCGUCACCCUCCAUGCCUCCUAUCUCGAGAUCUACAAUGAGCAGGUUCGAGACUUGCUGAGCCCGGGGUCUUCCCAGCCCCUUCCUGUUCGCUGGAACAAGACCCGGGGCUUCUACGUGGAGCAGCUUCGGGUGGUGGAGUUUGGGAGUCUGGGGGCCCUGAUGGAACUUCUGCAACUGGGGCUUAGCCGUCGAAGGAGCUCAGCUCACACGCUGAACCAGGCCUCCAGCCGAAGCCAUGCCCUGCUCACACUCUACAUCAGCCACCAAACUUCGCAGCAGAUGCCUCAUGUGGACCCCAGAGAAGCUCCUAUUGGUGGGAAGCUGUGCUUUGUAGACCUGGCUGGCAGUGAGAAGGUGGCAGCUACAGGAUCUCGUGGAGAACUGAUGCUGGAAGCCAACAGCAUCAACCGCAGCCUGCUAGCCCUGGGUCACUGCAUCUCCCUGCUGCUGGACCCACAACGGAAGCAGAGCCACAUCCCCUUCCGGGACAGCAAGCUCACCAAGCUACUGGCAGACUCGUUGGGGGGUCACGGGGUUACCCUCAUGGUGGCCUGCGUGUCCCCCUCUGCCCAGUGCCUUCCUGAGACUCUCAGCACCCUGCGAUAUGCAAGCCGAGCUCAGCGGGUCACCACUCGGCCACAGGCCCCCAAGGUGCAUGGAAGGAGACACAAGCAGAAGCACGGGCAGGGGAGAUGGUGGGGGAUCAGGCAACGGCUGGAGUCUGAGGUGGCAGCAUGGUCCCCUGUGGCAAAGCAGUCCCAGCAUUUGGAGACGGAGAUGCUGCAGCUCCAGGAGGAGAACCACCGCCUGCAGCCCCAACUGAGCCAAAUGGACCCCAAGGCAUCAGGUCUCAGUGGGGCCCGGAUGACCUGGGCCCAGCAGAACCUCUACGGGAUGUUGCAGGAGUUCAUGCUGGAGAACGAGAGGCUAAGGAAAGAAAAGAGCCAGCUGCAAAAUAGCCGGGACCUGGCCCGGGAUGAGCAGCGCAUCCUGGCCCAGCAGGUCCAGGAGCUGGAGCGGCGCCUCCGCUCUGCCUGCUCCCUCCACCAGCCGGGCCCUGGCCUAGCCCCACUGUGUCCCUGUGUGGUGGUGCCAGCCCCCUCCUGCCAUGCCCUGCCACCCCUCUGCCCCUGCCCCUGCUGCCAGCUCUGCCCCCUGUGCCGAGCACCACUGGCCCGCUGGGCCUGUCCACAGAGGGAGCUCCACCUGCCCCAGGUGUUUGGUUCUAAAGUCCCAGGUGGCAUGCCCCUGUCUGCCCGGCCCCCACCCUGGGUGCCCCCGUGCAACCCUGUCUCUGCCAAGUGCCCAAGAGAGAGGAGUCACCGUGACUGGACUCAGACCCAAGUCCUGGCGGAGAUGCUCGCCGAGGAAGAGGUGGUACCCUCUGCACCCCCCUUGCCCAUGGGGCCCCCAAACACAUCGCCAGUGCUGAGAGGUGGGGCUGCAGUUCCAAACCUGGCCCGGAGACUGGAAGCCCUCAGAGACCAAAUCGGCAGCUCCCUGCGACGCGGCCGGAGCCAGCCACCCUCGAGCAAGGACGCACGGAGCCCUAGCUGAGUUCUCCCUCCCUGCUGAGGGCCAGGCGGAACCCCAGGAGACCACUCUGCCUGUGUCCUGGCGCCGGAGGUAUCAUGAAGCCUGAGUUCCAAUGCCACGGACCUGCUGUGAGCCGUGGGUAAGCCCUGCACCCUCCAGGGUCCACUUCCUGGUUUUCAGAAAUUAGAUGAGGAUGCGACUCCCUGUCUGUUGAGUUCUAGUGAGAGUCAAGGAAAGUGAGAAAUACCAUAAUUAAUGGCAUGAGUGCCCAGAAGGAUGUUAUGGGUCUGCAGUUAGGGAUAAGCCCAGAUGUGACAUGAGAAAAUGGGGUGAGCAGAAGGACCUCAUUACAGAAAGAGCCACAGGAUAGCAUAACUCCCCCAUUUUAUAGUUAGGGAAACUGAGACCCAUGUGGUUCAUUCCUUCAUUCUUUCAUUCACUCAUUCAUUCAACGGACACCAUAGCGUCAACUGCAAAUAAAGAUGGCCAACAAGACUGGCAAGAGACAAGCUGGCUUUGCCCAGGGAGCUCCCAGUGACCAGGUAUUAAAAGGCAAGACUUGUGACUGGGCAUUAGGGGGGUUCAACAGUGGUGACUUUGUGCAAGGCCAGCAUUUGUGGAGGCAGAGCCUGGGCUCAUGGGGUAACAACCGGACACCUCAGGCAGUCAGUAUAGAUGCCAGGGGAGGGGACUGUGGUUCAGAGACAACCACACAAGUUCAAGUCCCAGUGUCAUCAGUUUCCAUGAAUGAUCAUGGGCAAGGGAUUUAAUGCUCUAAGCCUGAGUCACCUCAUCUUCAGAAUGGAUAUAAUAAUAGUACCCCCUCCUGGGAUGGUCACAGGGAUUAAACCCAUUGAUAAGUAGAAUGAGUAUAACACAAGACUUUGCCUGUUGCUGACAGUUUAGCCAAAGGCAGCUUUUAGUCAAUAUGCCAUUUUGAUGGAGUUGACAAUCUAGGUUCAAAAAAAAAAAUUCAUUCAACAAAUACUUAUGAGAACCUACUUUAGGCCACCAUUGAACAAAGCAGAAGAAUUCCUACCCUCACAGAACACAAACAAAAACCAAGAAAACAGACGAAGUACAUGGCAAGUCGGAUAGUGGUAAAUUCUAUGGAGAAAAAUGUAGCAGGGAGGCCCAUCUGCUGGGGCAAGUGCCCUCUAAAUAGGGGGGUCAGGAAGGGUGCUGUGCAGGUGAUACUCCUACAGAGACCCAAAGGAGGGGAGGAGGGUGAGCCUGAUUAAUGCCAUAAAGUCACUUCCUUCUGCUCCAGUUAAUUUUGAUGCCACAUCAGCUUGAGUGGCUCAGCAGGUUUGGGCCUGGGAGCCUCCCCUCCCCAGAGCCCUUAUCUCCCUCAUGUCUGGUGGUCCUGCUUGCUGGGAGGCCUCCAGCCUCAGGCAGGGAGGCGCCUGGCUCCAAGUGUGAGACCCUGUCUUAGCUGCUUUGGGAGAAUGGACAGGGACCACCCAGGGGGACCCUAACUGUUGCUGGUUCAUUCCUGUUUGGACAACCCCUUCUCCAGCUGGAGCCAGCCACGAUUUUCCAGUUUCCUUGUUCCAGCUCAGCAAAAUCCCCACUUACUUUCCCAGAGACAGCCAUAGGACUCCAGGGAGUAAGUCUCCACUGCCCCCAACUCAAGCCAUGUGUGUCCAUCUUCCAGUCAGCAUCCUCGUUCUGGAAUCCCUAAACCCUGGAGGAAUUCCAUAGGGCCCAGCAACAUACCAACACUCUUUAAAUCCAGAGGUCCUUACUGAGAAAUUUGGGGAUUCCAGAGGGCACUUCUGCAACCCUGAAAGCUAUAGGCGUUCCCAGAAGGCUGGAAUUUGGGGGCAGUUCUUGGCCCCAUGAAAUAGGAGAUUACUUCUCCAGAGCUGUCAAACUUAGAAGAAGGUCUCUGGUGUGUUAGAAUUGGGCACAGCUGUAGGAAAUCCUGAAGCACAGUAGGGAUUUCCCGGAGUUCCAAAUUUGUGAAAGAUCUUGAAAUUUUAAAACAUUUUGAUGAAGUUGGGCGGGAUUCUCUGGAAUCUUUGGCUAGGGGUAGGGACGUUUGCCAGAGCUUGGAAGGCCGUCCCUGAGUUUGUAGAAUUCUGGCAGAUCUAGAGAUCAACUUCGAUGUCCGGAACCUUUGUUGGGUUCUCCAGAUCCUUGGAAACCCUAACUCACAGCCAGUGUCGAAUGGGGAUCAUGGCUGGAAGCAUUACUGUAGAACAACAGUAGCUUUGGGAAAACCACUCCUGUGGACAACUGAGUUUAAAAGGCUAUGAGGUCUCAUCUGGGUGACCAACCCCCAGUUAGACCCCCAAGAGGCGGAGACAACAGGCGAGUUUGUGAAGCCCCUCCUGCCAAGAACAUCCUGCCGCUGCCUAUCUGCCCCAGCCACACCUGCCCUCUCUCACAUCCCAGGUGGGCCCUGCUUUCUCUCACCUGGUCUUUCUUCUCUUUGUCGAAUACGCACUGCCCCAAAUUAAUAUCUAUUCAAUUUUGUACACAAAAGAUUGGUUUCUGAA
Manis pentadactyla (Chinese pangolin) is the source of this 4550-nucleotide messenger RNA. It is a transcript of the gene KIF12, whose product is annotated as kinesin family member 12. NCBI's taxonomy places the organism in Eukaryota, Metazoa, Chordata, Mammalia, Pholidota, Manidae. The transcript is spliced from 20 exons. The record is from RefSeq and is a predicted model, not a curated record. Gene Ontology annotation, biological process: microtubule-based movement. Gene Ontology annotation, molecular function: ATP binding; microtubule binding; microtubule motor activity. Bases 43 to 2067 code for a protein of 674 amino acids.